AUGUACGAGACGAUGGUGGCCGGGGCCGAUAUGCGAAAACGAAUAUUGAAUGAUAGUCCAGAAGCGCCACUAACCGGCGAAGUGCAAUUUCCAGUGCUCCCGGUGGUCAAUGAUGAAAACGAAGUCACUGAUGGACGUCCAACAUUUGCCUUGGGUGAUGAGCCGGAGGUCCCAGUGAUCGAUGACGGCAAUGAGCGCUCAAAUGCUACAGGGAAUCAACCAACUGAAAACGAGCCCGACCAGUCAGCUGCCAAUGAACCGAUCGAUGCCACUUGCCCCACAUUGCCGUCGACGAUUUCUCCGAUGAUGUCCCUUGGUGUUUCGUUUCCCAGUUGUGCCUCCAACACGACCUGUUACAACUAUUUGGGUAUUGAUGAGUGCUUUCCACAAUUGUGCGAACCGUUGCCCGCUGGAGUGUCCACUCAAAUGUUUGCAAACGUGUUUGGUCUUCCGUGUACACUCUAUGGCUCGACAUUUGUAUGUUAUAGUUCACAAGGAAUGAAUGGAUGCUAUCAAACACAAGUCACAGCCAGCACCCCGAUUUCCCAAAUCUCCUCAAAUAGCCCAUCUACAUGCCCCUCAUUGCCGUCAACAGUUUCCCCGACAAUGUUCGUCGCAUUUGCUUCCCCUGGUAGCCUCGCGUGUCCAGCCGGUUCCACUUGUUAUUCGGUAGUCGGAAUCAAUGGAUGCUAUUCAACGGGCACCUCAACCACCACCAAAAAUUGCACAGAUGCUAGUCCAUCGUGCUCAAUCUGGGCCAAUUCCCACAAUUCUCCUCGUUUCUAUGAAGUUAUCGAAAAAACUGAUGCAUAUUAUUUCUUGAGGAAUCAAGUUAGAAUGGGAAGGCUCAAACGAGAGGUUGGACUUGAAACUGAUCAACCAAAAGUAAUCGAAUCAUCGAGUGAGUCGAGUGAGAAUGAAGAUAUUGCACCAAAGGGAAAACCGGUGUUAUUGAGGGAACCCCGAUACGAAUUGGCUAAUCUCGUGCUACUUAGCAUUCUCGUGUUCAUCGCCAUCUUCACAUUGAUCGUUUCACUGAGAAAGAAUCACAGCCGUUCUAUUCACUCCACAAUAAACCAUGAAUAUAAAUUGCUUCAUCAAAGUCGACAAUCAGCUAAUGUA
Mesorhabditis belari is the source of this 1122-nucleotide messenger RNA. The record is from the annotation of a GenBank genome assembly. Lineage: Eukaryota; Metazoa; Nematoda; Chromadorea; Rhabditida; Rhabditidae.